GUAGCACUGGGAAGCUCUUUCGCUGGGGUUACUCCGGAGACAUUCGGCAGCGUGAGUGGCCAUGGAAACCGCACUGAUCGUCCUGUGCUCUCUGCUGGUGCCUGUGGCCGUGGCGGACGCGAUGAAUCAAGAGAAGGAAAAAGACCCUUUUAACUAUGAUUACCAGAGUCUGAGGAUCGGCGGGUUGGUGUUCGCCGUGGUCCUGUUCUCUGUCGGAAUCCUCCUGAUCCUCAGCAGGCGGUGCAGAUGCAGCUUCAGCCAAAAGCCCAGAGCCCCGGGGGACGAGGAGGCGCAGGCGGAGAACUUGAUUGCCGCGAACGCAACGGGGCCCCCGAAAGCAGAGAACUGAAGUAGAGCCAUCAGAUCAGAGACCUGAGGACAGACGCUUGGACCACAAGAGCAAGUGGCCUGCAAGAAAGCGCCAGUGAGGUCCUGCUCAGGAGAGGCAGCGAAGCUGUGUCCGUGUUCUCCUCGGUACUUUGCUCCCGGUUCUCUCCACAACCCCAACUAGGCUGCGCCCCACUGUCUGCCUGCAGCGAUUGAUGUUCGUGUGUAGCCGCUCCGGGCUCGCUGUUGCCCAUGUUGUAGUCGUGCGUUUCCCUUCGUUUCCUGGUGCUGUCGAGUGGUGCGAGACGGGGAGGAGGUGCUCCCCUGCCCCUUCGCUUGGCUCCCACGUGGGGGCGGGCGUAACUAAAACCGUCCCUGCUGAUUGGCUCUCUUUCACGUGAGGGUGGAGCCUGGGGCAGCCCGGACGCCGCACUCGGGUGUUAGCUGCCCAGAAGCCGAGGGAUUUAAAUUGUUGGUCGCCAUUCCGCCUCUUCGGCCCCCAAACUCCAGCUGCUGGAAUCCGCCCCCAGAGGGUCCCAUUGAGUUUUAUUCGCUAGGUGGGGGGCUGGAAAUUGUUAGAGCCGCGAUGGGUCCAGACCCAUCCCCCGCUCCAGUGCGUGUUUGACGGCGGGGGGGAGGGGGAUUCCGAAUCUGAACUCACUCCCUGAUCCACAUUUCUUACCGGCCCCAGCCUCCCUUGUGGGCUUUGGCGAGUUUGAGAUCUGCCGCCCGGCUCCCAGCCCAGGGUGAGCUGAGCGGGGGACAGGUCUCGGGAGAACCCACUGCCCGUGACACCUGUUACCCACCCAGCGCCUGUUCCCAGGUGCGACAGCCAGCCCCUGUGUGCGUGUGCAUGACCACUGCUGCACACUCAAAGCAUUGCAAGCAGCUGGUUCCUGUGGUAGUUUGUGUUGGGUUUGCACAGGGCUCCAGGGACCACUCCCCUUGUGUUUCGGUUCCACUGACUGUAGCUGCCAUACAACACAGGGCGGCUGGAAGAGCGCCUGGGAGACGAUUGCAGCUGUAACCUCCUGUCCCCACGGGCCCUGGCUGCGGAGGAGACAGCAGACAAGUCAGUUGCGUUUAUUUCCCAGACUGCUCCUUCGCGCUGGUCCAAACCCAGGAGAGCUCUGUGCAGCGUGUGGCUUGUCCCUGCAGCACCCUCCUCUCUGGGCUUCUGGCUAAACUCUCCCCCAAGAAUGAUUGUUAAAGGUGCUGAAACGCUGCCUUGGACGAGUCAGUCUGGAGCCCCUGUGCAGCAAGCACCCUGCUCCCUCCUCCCGUUGGCGGGACUGCGGGAUGGGAGGGGGUUCCACUGGCUGAGGGCUAAGCUGGUCCUGUUUCAGCAAGUCUCUGCUAAUGAGCCAGUUCUGCCUAUCUGAGGCAGCAGAGAGAUCCGGGGAAACUGCAGCAGUUUGCCACGAGUGCCGCUCUUGGCUGAUUCCUGUGCCGUUCCCUGCCGGGUGGCGCUGCCGGUCAAGACCUUGGCAGGAACGUCCUGUGCAAGUGCAGAGCAGUGACGCUGUCGCGCCCACUUGCUGUACGACCCUCUGUGCUGGCCCAGGGCAUGGAGGGAAUUUCACCCCAAAACUUCCCCAAGUCUGGUCACUCACCCAAAGCGCUGAGCCCCAGGAUGAUGGCCCAGCCCUGGCGGCUUACACGUUACAAGGGGCAAGCUCGUGCGGUCGGGUUACCUCCUCAGCUUCCCAGCACCUGCCAGGCAGAGGCAAACCCCAAAGAGAGAGGAAAGGGGGGAGAGAAAUGAAGUGGCCGAGGGGGGUGCGGGUGGAGGGGGGUGGUGUGAGUUCCAGAGCAUCCGUCUCGGUCCCAAUCCACUCCAGGGAGACUUCGGAAGAGAAGGGUCCAGCCCGGGUCACUCCCAGGAGAGUGGAUGAGCAGAGGGAGGUUGCCUUGGGUUCCAGGACACAGGGGCAGCGGCGUCUGAGCGGGGAAGCACCUCCUGUCCCAGAGUGAAUGUGUUGUGCACCUCCCGCUCUUCUCUUUGUCCGAGCUGUAGCAGGCAGUAAAAUGUCCCUUUUCCUUGGUGGCGUUCCACGAUCCCCAGGGCAAACAAGCAGCCCGUCCCGGCCUGUCCCUGAGCGUUAGCUGUACACGCCCCACCAGUCUCCAUGUUCAGUGUCUGUACUGUGCCGUCGGUAGAAAAUAAUAAAUGUAGAAAAUGGCAAAAUCUUGAAUGUUGUAAAAUCCAACCGCCUGUUGUGUUUUCAUUUUAAUGGGCAAACCUUGCUGCUGCCAUAAAGGACUGUUGUUGUCUGUGUUGUAUCCAGAAUCUAAGGGGGGAGGAAUAAAAUAUCGUUUCUACCGUA
Pelodiscus sinensis (Chinese soft-shelled turtle) is the source of this 2654-nucleotide messenger RNA. NCBI's taxonomy places the organism in Eukaryota, Metazoa, Chordata, Testudines, Trionychidae. The record is from RefSeq and is a predicted model, not a curated record.